AUGACACUGGGCUCUGGACAAGUGAUCAGGUUUAACAAGAUAAUAACCAACGAAGCAAACGGCUACGACCCUAAUACGGGUCAUUUUACGUGUCCCGAGGCAGGAAUGUACGUAUUCUCGUUCAUGGUAAGUCAAAGGGGCCACUACGGUGAACUGGAAGCUAAACUCGUUAAAAAUGGUGCGCACAUUAUCGAUGGGGUGGCUGAGACUGCACACAACGGCCAGGAUCUUCAGGGAGGAAACACUGUUGCUCUAAGACUUCAAAAAGGCGACACCGUAGCUAUCGAGGAAGUCAUUGGAAGCCACGUCGAAGGCUGGGCCGCCUACCGUUUGACUUCGUUCACUGGAAUGUUUGUUUAUCCGUGA
Molecule: messenger RNA, 366 nt
Organism: Mya arenaria
Lineage: Eukaryota; Metazoa; Mollusca; Bivalvia; Myida; Myidae
Product: complement C1q-like protein 4
Exons: 2
Coding region: 1-366 (121 amino acids)
Molecular function (GO): protein binding
Source: RefSeq, a predicted model, not a curated record